Molecule: messenger RNA, 1602 nt
Organism: Penicillium arizonense
Lineage: Eukaryota; Fungi; Ascomycota; Eurotiomycetes; Eurotiales; Aspergillaceae
Product: flavin-containing monooxygenase
Exons: 1
Coding region: 1-1602 (533 amino acids)
Molecular function (GO): oxidoreductase activity
Source: RefSeq, a predicted model, not a curated record
AUGGAAAUGGAAUUGGAUGCUGUGAUUGUCGGUGCUGGAUUCUCAGGGAUCUACCUCCUCCACCGACUGAGAGAUCAAUUGAAUCUCAAUGUGAAAAUCAUCGACGCUGGCUCCGACGUGGGCGGAACAUGGCAUUGGAAUAAAUAUCCCGGCGCUCGAGUAGAUUGCCCAGCUCCUGUCUACAGUUUCAAUAUCGAGGAGGUGUGGAAGACUUGGAACUGGUCGGAAGUGUAUCCAGCACAGCAGGAACUGCAGGCAUAUUUCCAGCACGUCGAUCGUACGCUAUCCGUUAGCAAGGACUGCAUAUUCAACUCACGCGUCGUUUCAGCACAAUUUGACGCCUCGAAGUGGACCAUCAAAACAGACAAUGGACAGACAGUGCUGGCCAAAUAUUUCAUUCCUGCGGUCGGUUUCGCUUCGCAACAAUAUGUACCAUCCUGGAAGGGUAUCGAUUCUUUCCGGGGGACAAUCCACCACUCAUGCCAAUGGCCCGAGGAAGUGGAUGUACGAGGGAAGCGUGUCGCGAUCAUUGGCACCGGCUCAACAGGCGUGCAGAUUGUCCAGGAAUGGGCUAAGGAGGCCUCGGAAACAUUUGUCUUCCAAAGAACCCCAAAUCUUUGUCUGCCCAUGCAUCAAAAAAAGCUCGAUCCAAUCACCCAAGACAAGAUGCGGGCUGAGACGGCGGAGCUCUUUUCCCGCUGCUGGGAGACUGCAGGAGGCCUACCAUAUGAAGGAAGUUCUAAAUUGUUCGCUGAUUACUCACCCGAGGAAUGUGACAAGGCCUUGAAUCAGCUUUACGACGAAGGUGGCUUUCGACUUUGGGCUGGAGCAUAUAUGGAUCUGCUCUUGAAUCCGGAAGGAAAUCGAGUGGCUUACGACGUCUGGGCUAAGAGGACGCGUGAACGCAUCAAUGACCCCAUGAAAAGGGAUCUACUAGCUCCCCUCAAUCCACCGCAUCCUUUUGGCGCCAAGAGACCUUCCCUCGAGCAGGAUUACUUUGAACAAUUCAACAGCCCCAAUGUCCAUGUGAUCGAUACCAAUGCUCAUCCGAUUGUUGAGGUGACAUCUUGCGGUAUUGUAACAGCUGAUGGAAAUAUCCAUGAAGUUGAUGUCAUUGCAAUCGCCACUGGGUUCGAUGCGAGCACCGGUAGCCUGGGUAGCAUGGGCAUUUGCGACAUCGACGGGGUGGACCUCGGCAAACACUGGCGCAAGGGCGUCUCAACUUUCCUAGGACUUAUGGUCCCCGGGUUUCCUAAUAUGUUUUUGCCAUAUUCCGUUCAGGCACCGACUCCUUUCACAAAUGGGCCUGUUUUCAUAGAAUUCCAAGCAAACUUCAUCAGGGACAUGAUAAAGAAGAUGCAAUCGGACGGUAUUCAAGCAGUGGAACCUCACUCGGCCGCAGUGCAGGACUGGCAAGCCCAAAUGGAAACAAUCUCUAAGAUGACCUUGUUUUCUAAAGCGAAGUCGUGGUAUACUGGUGCCAAUAUUCCUGGAAAACCAGUGGAGCUGCUUUAUUACUACGGUGGAAUUCCUAGGUAUCGAGAUGCGUGUGGGGAUGCCAUCGGCCGCAAAUUCCAAGAAUCCUUCAGUUGCCAUAUUUAA